Molecule: messenger RNA, 1157 nt
Organism: Camellia sinensis
Lineage: Eukaryota; Viridiplantae; Streptophyta; Magnoliopsida; Ericales; Theaceae
Product: tagatose-6-phosphate ketose/aldose isomerase, putative (Mog1/PsbP/DUF1795-like photosystem II reaction center PsbP family protein)
Cellular component (GO): chloroplast
Source: RefSeq, a predicted model, not a curated record
CAUGAAUGGCAUCUUAAUCCCUACUCUCUCUCAUGCUCAUGGCCAUACUUCUCUCCCUCUCUCCCCACCCACCCAAUCCCCCCCAAAACCCUAACCUCAAACCCAAACCCAAACCCAAACCCAAACCCAUCUCUCUCUCUACCUUCAACACCUCCAAACGCCAUUUCGUCUUCCACACUGCUUCUCUUUGUUUUCUCUCUCUAACUCUUCACUACCCAAUUCCCAUUUCCUUGGCCGAAAAAUCGCCCUCAAAGUCGAUUCUUUCGGGCAUUGCGAACACCAAGUCUUGGUUCCAGUUCUAUGGCAGCGGCUUUGCCAUUCGCGUUCCUCCUCAGUUCGAGGACAUCAUGGAGCCCGAGGAUUAUAAUGCUGGAUUAUCUCUUUAUGGAGAUAAGGCUAAGCCAAAGACCUUUGCAGCACGGUUUGCAUCUUCAGAUGGAUCUGAAGUUUUAAGUGUUGUCAUUCGCCCAUCCAAUCAACUCAAGAUCACCUUUUUAGAGGCGAAAGAUAUAACAGAUUUGGGUUCAUUGAAGGAUGCAGCAAAAAUAUUUGUUCCAGGUGGGUCAACUCUAUACUCUGCUCGCUCAAUAAAAAUUAAAGAAGACGAAGGCUUCAGGACUUACUACUUUUAUGAGUUUGGUCGAGAUCAACAACAUGUUGCAUUAGUAGCUACUGUCAACAGUGGAAAGGUAUUUAUUGCUGGAGCUACUGGCCCACAGUCAAAGUGGGAUGAUGACGGUGUGAAGCUUCGUUCUGCGGCUGUGUCACUGACAGUUCUAUGAUCAUCUGUGGGAUGUAGCAGUUGGGGAACAACAGCAAAUGCAAAUUCACUCGAGUGCAAUGUGUCAUCAGAAUAAAUCUUGAACUUGGGCCUGUUCAUACAGUUAUAGGCCAAGUUCACCAUUUUGAUGCCGAAGCGUUGACUUUCUGAAGUGUCGGGUUUAAAAAGUUGAGUUGUGAAGCAGAGCCAAAAUUUUGGUAGCUAUGAAUUUGUACUCGGAUCCGUGAUACUUCUGGUUAGAGAUCUUUAGAGCUUCGUGUUUUUUAGGUCAAGUUUCUUGAAGUUUUGUGCACCUCUUGUUAAGCCUUGCAAGCCUCUGUUUUGAGAUUUGUUGUAUAUCUUCUUUUUUGGUAAUAAAGCUCUCAUUUAUCAAAAA